AUGGCGGAAGCAGCUCCUCCCAACCUGAACCUCACCCAGGAGGAAAAGAAAGUAUUCUUCCAAUUGUUCCAAGCGGCCGAUACGACGAACCUCGGUGUCGUGACCGGCGAACAUGCAGUUCCUUUCUUUGAGAAGACGAAGCUUCCUCCUGAUACUCUGGGUCUGAUAUGGCAAAUAGCAGACAAGGAGAACCGCGGACUUCUCACGCCCUCGGGUUUCUCGAUGGUGUUACGACUUAUUGGACACGCGCAAGCUGGACGUGCGCCAACGGACGAACUCGCUCUGCAACCCGGCCCUUUGCCUCGAUUUGAAGGUAUUCAGCUUGCUACCAGUACGCCUUCUCGCCCGUCGACGACAAGUCCACCUCCUGGUGUUACCCCUCCCGCCCCAGGGGCUCCGGUCAGAGUUCCGCCUCUGAACCCGGAAGAUGCGAAUAAAUUCAAUUCUCUGUUUGAGAAGUCAGAUACACCGGGUGGAUUCAUGUCAGGGGAAACGGCAAAGCAGAUCUUUGAGCGUGCACGACUAUCGAACGAAGUCCUAGGCAGGAUAUGGAAUCUUUCCGAUACGAAGCAACGUGGCCAACUUGACGCUACCGAUUUCAUAAUUGCAAUGCAUCUAUUGACUUCCUUCAAGACCGGUGCAAUGCGCGUUAUCCCAACGACCCUCCCUGCUGGCCUGUAUGAGGCAGCGUCACGACGAGGUAUUGUCCGCACUUCGACUGGCUCUCGCGUGACCCCCGAUGUUCCACCAGUCCCAGCAAUCCCUACGCAUUUCACUGGCCAACGGACGCAGAGCCCGCUGAGCAGGCAGCCAUUCACACCCCUUUCGACACAGUCUACCGGUGCCGAGUGGUUGAUCAGCCCGCCAGAGAAAGCGCAGUUUGACACUAUAUUUGCAACUGUUGAUACGGCAAAGGCUGGGAUCAUAAGUGGUGACCAGGCAGUUGCAUUCUUUACUAAUGCUCAACUACCUGAAGAUGUCCUUGCUCAAAUUUGGGAUCUUGCGGAUAUUGAUGCCGACGGACAGCUCACAAAGGAUGAGUUCGCGGUAGCUAUGUAUCUCGUACGACAGCAACGCAGUAAGAAAGAGCCAGUACCUGCAACGCUACCUCCUGCUCUUAUCCCUCCCAGUAUGCGCCGAGCAGACGCAAGACCCGCUGUAGCUGCUCCUCCACCAGCACCUGUGCCAGCACCAGCACCAGCGCCACUUCCGCGAUCAGCGGCUGAUGACUUGUUUGGCCUUGAUGCUUUCAGUGCGCCAACUCCUGCAACUCCUGCUCAAAUCCCGCAGUCUACUGGAGGCUCCAAUGCGCCAGUGUUCCAGUCUCCUGGAUCACCCUCCUCGCGAACCUCCCAGUCAGGUCCUUCUUCUCUCUUCAAGCCAUUCGUUCCUUCGUCUCAGUUCGGUCAAAGUCUCGGCCCACAAUUGACGGGUGCUGCCUCUACGGCGAGGUCCCCCCCUCCUCCUUCUGACGAUCUCUUGGGUGAUAAUGAGCCAGAGGAGGCGAAGAAACUCGGCAAUGAAACAAUGGAACUUGCCAAUCUGUCAAACCAAAUCGGAACGCUAUCCAAAGAAAUGCAGAAUGUGCAGACGAAGCGUGCCACGGCUGAGCAAGAGUUCACGCAGUCUUCACAGCAGAAGCGUGACUUUGAAGCACGUUUAGCUCAAGCCAGAUCAAUGUAUGAGAAGGAAGUAAAAGACUUCAAAGCUCUGGAGGACCGAUUGAACGCUUCUCGAGCUGAAACUAAGAGGCUUCAACAGGAUUACGCUUUGAUUGAAGGCAGCCGUCAGGAUCUGCAAAAUCAAUACGAGCAGAUUUCUGCUGCGCUCGUUGCUGACCAAACCGAGAAUGCUUCCUUGAAAGAAAAGAUACGCCAGGCCAAUGUUGCAGUCGGUCAGCUAAAGCCGGCUCUAGAAAAGGCCCGCUCUGAUGCCCGACAGCAGAAAGGUCUAGUUGCUAUCAACAAAAAGCAAUUGGCUACGGUUGAAGGCGAAAGAGACAAGAUUCAGGGGGAGAUUGAUACGCUAGCCAAAGAAGCUCAAGAAGCUAAGCAAGCUCAAGAACCUCAAGAGUUUGCAGAGACUACUCGCCAGAUCUCUAGCCCGACCGGCGUGGCCAGCCCCGCGUUGUCUACUGCCAGCCAACAAACAAAUCCCUUUUUCAGACGGACAACCACAGAAACAUCUGACAGGACCGUUUCUCCGGCUCCCCCUUCCACUCAGGCAACUUUUGAUAGUCUUUUUGGUCCUUCUUUCACACAGCCAUCGACAUCUACUCCUCCACCACCAACCUCAUUUGGUGCAGCGUCGCCUUUUGCACCACGAACACAAGAGACUUCAGCAAGUUCCAACAACUCUGCAAUCCCAACCCCGUCUGUCUCUCCUCCACCUCAGGCUACAAUUGAGCCACCCGCACCUUCUCAAUCGCGACAGAUAACUCCUAGCUUUCUUCCACUAGACCAUAACUUAGACUCACCCUCCAACAAUACUUCAACAGCUGUAUCCCCACCAGCUAGUCGCUUUGGUGCACCGGAUGAGUUUGGCACGCCUUCAAGAACCGAUUCAGCCGUGCCAUCAGUAGGAGCUAGCAACAAUCACUUUGCAGAGACAGAGACUACGACCGCGCGAUCUCCAUUCGACGAGUUUGAGCCACGUGUAGCUUCGCCUGCUGCGUCACAGGGAAGCGCAUUUCCACCUGUCUCUUCAGUACCAGGGGCUUUUCCAGAAGUACCAGUUGAAAGCCAACAGCCAGCUGAGGCUGCGCCAGAGCAGACAAAGGAGCAGAGUUUUGAUGAACUUUUUGGGAACUUUGGUCGUGAACGCUCCAAGUCACAAAAAGCCAACGACUUUGAUGAAGCUUUUGCUGGUAUGAAACCACGAAGCACGCAUAGCACCGAACCACCUGCACCGGCCAAUGGAACCGGCGAAUUCCCGCCCAUCAGAGAAUUUGAGAAUGACGAUGAUGAUGACGAUGAUAGCACAGACAGUGAAGCACCGUUGGGAUUUGAUGACAAUUUCGCUCCAGCAUCUCCACCUCGUCACGAGGAACAUUCCAAGAACGAAUCCAUUGACUCAACACAGUUACACGCGUUCCCAGUUCCCGGCAGCAGCGUGACCCCUUCGCAGCCUCCCCCUCCUGACGCUCAGCGCUCGCCACCAAGCUAUAAUACAUCUACCGCUGAUUUAAAACCUAAUGACUUCCCCCCAGCAUUCGAAGGUCUAUUACCUAGUCGGAGCGACCCUACUGCGGCCCCUGACGCGCCUCAUGCCGUCGAGUCAAGCACUGGCGCGCCUAUCGUUGCCGGAGAACCACAGAGAAAGGCGGGACCAGCUGACUUUGACGCUGCUUUUGCCGAUCUCAACCUAGCACCUGCGAAGGAGGAUGAAUCGGAGGACGAGUCCGAAGAUGAGCCAGAGACUCAAUCUCAUCGACCACAGAACGACUUUGAUUUCUCAUUUGACGCCCCUGCCGCCGCCCCGGUAGCCCAAUCCGCGAAACCAAACACAGCCGCAGCAGAUUUCUUUAACUUUGACAGCAAUGUCGCCACAUCAGCGACUUCGCCGGCAGGAAACGAUGCCGCAUCCGCCUCAGCUGCGGCCGAUCACGACUGGAACGCUCUCUUCGCACCUCUCGACACUGCCAAGUCUGCGUCACCACUUGACAGCAACGGCACCGCUGCCGCCGCUACUACCACUGGUGCAUCUGACCCAAAGAAACCAGGAUGGGCUCUCAACAAUGACACCGGCGAAGACGACCUGAUCCUGCAACGCUUAACAGGCAUGGGCUUCCCGCGCGACGAGUCGCUGGCUGCUCUGGAGAAAUUUGAUUAUAAUAUCGACAAGGUACGUCUUUCCACCCACCCGCUCCCAGAUUCGCAUAAAACAUAA
Talaromyces amestolkiae is the source of this 3888-nucleotide messenger RNA. RefSeq lists its product as uncharacterized. The coding region runs from base 1 to 3888 and encodes 1295 amino acids. The transcript has 5 exons. Gene Ontology annotation, molecular function: calcium ion binding; protein binding. The record is from RefSeq and is a predicted model, not a curated record. Gene Ontology annotation, biological process: endosomal transport; endocytosis. Lineage: Eukaryota; Fungi; Ascomycota; Eurotiomycetes; Eurotiales; Trichocomaceae. Gene Ontology annotation, cellular component: cytoplasm; plasma membrane.